This is a messenger RNA of Cuscuta campestris, 2996 nucleotides long. NCBI's taxonomy places the organism in Eukaryota, Viridiplantae, Streptophyta, Magnoliopsida, Solanales, Convolvulaceae. The record is from the annotation of a GenBank genome assembly.
UUCUUAUAUGGAUUAAGAAACAUGAAUUGUUUGAUAUGUAUAAGUAAUGAAUUCUUUGAAGAACAUGUAUUUAUUUUUAAACUUUAUUGAACUUUCCAUGAAAAUUUCUCAAAUUUUCUUCUCAGUCAUGUGGACUGUAUAUAGUGUUUGUUUGUGCAGCGUUUGGCAAUGGCGAAAGGUUUCAAGUUGACGGAAUUCAUAGUUUUGCUUGUCCUGUCGUCGUCUUCCUCGUUGGGGCUUUCGGAAGAAGAAGAAAAGGAAAAAGGAAUUUCAUAUUUGGAAGUCCAAACACUCCUUAGGGUACGGAGCCUGCUGAAUUCUCCGCCUUCAUUGAGGAAUUGGAACAACCGGACGGAUUUCUGCAACGUCGAGCCGACGCCGUCGCUGACGCUCGUCUGCUACGGCGGAGCCAUUACUCAAUUGCAUAUUAUCAACUCCGGUGGAAGUCUCCGGUUGCCGGAGAAUUUCUCCGUCGACUCGCUCGUCGCUUCCCUCGUCCGGCUCUCCGGUCUGAAGGUCCUGAAAUUGGUUUCCCUCGGCUUAUUCGGCCCGCUCCCCGGGAAAAUCGCGAGAUUAUCUUCGCUUGAGAUACUCGAUUUGAGCUCCAAUUUCUUCAGCGGGCCCAUACCGCGCCGGAUCUCGUCGUUAUCCCGUCUCCAAACGCUGGUUCUCGACGGGAACGGCUUCGCCGGGAGUCUCCACGAGGGUUUGGGCUCGCUUCCGGAUUUGGCCGUAUUGAGCUUGAAGAACAACUCUCUCGGCGGCGCCCUGCCGGAAACACUCGGAGACUUGCGUAAUCUUCGCGUACUCGCUCUCUCCGGGAACAAUUUCACCGGAAACCUGCCGGAUUUCACCGGCCUGGAAAACCUUCAAGUUCUCGAUCUGGAAGGCAACUCGUUCGGACCUGAGUUCCCCCAACUCGGAACCAAAAUCGUCACCCUAGUCCUUCGGCGGAACAACUUCUCCUCCAACAUACCGGAGAAGGUUGGUUCGUUUCCCCAGCUCCGGCACCUCGACGUCUCGUCCAACCGCCUCGUGGGCCCCUUUCCGCCAUCGUUGCUUUCCCUUCCGCUGAUCAAUUAUCUCAGCGUUGCAGAAAACAGACUGAAGGGAAUGCUCUUCGAGAAUCUCACUUGCAGUUCUGAAUUACACUUCGUGGAUCUCUCCACUAACCUCUUGACCGGAAGAUUACCCAGUUGCCUCUUGAACAGUUCAAAGACCGCUGUAGUGGACGGAAACUGCUUGGAAGACGGAGAUGGAAAUCAGCACCCUGUUUCCUUCUGCAGGAAUGAGGCGCUGGCGGUGGGUUUUUUACCCCCUUCACAUCAUAGAAGCAGCAGGAAAAUAGGGUCGGGAGUGAUUCUUGAAUCGAUCGUAUUUGGGAGUGUUAUAGGAGGAGGCAGUGUGGUUCUUGCUAUGGGGUUUUUUGUUGCCAGAAGAUUUCUUGCAAUGAAGAGAACCCCAUCCACGUUGAUGCUGGAUAAUCCUUCAUCUGUAUACACAUCAAAGCUGUUCUCAGAUGCAAGGUAUAUGACCCAAGCCAUGAACAUAGGGUCAGUCAGUGUUCCGUCAUAUCGAACCUUUUCAUUGGAAGAACUUGAAACUGCAACAAACCAUUUCGACACGUCAACUUUAAUGGGAGAAUGUUCCAACGUUCAGAUAUACAGAGGGCGACUGAGAGAUAGCUCAUUUGUUGCUAUUAGAUGCCUAACCCUGAGAAGAAGCGAUAGCAUUCAAAAUUUCAUGCAACGCGUUGAGUUAAUAUCCAAACUCAGACAUCAGCACUUGGUCAGUGCUCUCGGGCACUGCUUCGAGUGUUACUCGGAUGAUUCAAGUGUCAGCAGAAUAGUUCUCGUCUUUGAAUAUGUGCCAAACGGGACCCUGAGGAGUUGGAUAUCAGGGAAGCAUGGAAGGCGGAUAUUGAAUUGGGGACAACGUGUUUCUGCUGCAAUAGGAGUAGCUAAGGGUAUCCAGUUCUUGCAUACUGGAGUCGUUCCCGGUGUCUUUCCAAAUAAGUUGAAAAUAACUGAUAUUUUGUUGGACCAGGAGCUCGUUGCAAAAAUAAGUACCUUUAACCUCCCCAUUUUCGCCGAUGACGUUGCACAGGCCACCCGUCCAAAUUUCCCUGGUGGUUCCAAUCAACUAAAUGGUGCAAGGGAAAGAAACAACGGAAAGCUGGACGUAUAUGCCUUUGGUGUAAUAUUGCUAGAACUAAUUACAGGGAGGAAGACAAAUACCAAAAAGGAGGUGAAGAUCCUUAAAGAUCAGUUGCAGGCGAGCCCAACGGCUGAUGAUGCAUGGACAACGAAUGUGGUUGACCCAAGGGUCAAGAGUUCAAGUUCAGACGAAUCGGUUAGGACGAUGGUGGAGAUUUGCUACAGAUGUUUGGUUGAGGAUCAUGAAGACAGGCCUUCCUUUGAGGACAUUUUGUGGAAUCUGCAGUUUGCUGCUCAGGUCCAGGACGCGUGUAGGGCAGAUGGUUCUCCAAGCAGCAGUGAUGCCUCGCCGGUCUCCCCCUUUCGCCACCCUUCACUUCGCCAGAUUUCUGUUCGGUAGCAUCAACAAAGACACCUGUGGGGGAUCACUGUGUUGUUCUACUCAUGCCUCAUGGAGAUGAUGUCCUAUGUGACACCGUUAUAUAUGCCAGAUAAGAUGUCCUCUCCAUGAACGCUCCGUUGCGCACAAAAACUGUCCCCUUUCUGAAAACUAUGUGUACAAAUUCAUUAAUUUUCCACUUAAAUUUUAUACAUUUGAGCCAGUGGCCCUCUCCUCGUCACUUGCCCUCAUAUUCUAAGCAUAGUGAAUUCAUAUUGGAGGGUCUUUGUCUCUUGGUGGUGACAUUAUCAUAAAUUAGAUUUAGGUUGCAUGAUCUGAUCCUAUUUUUUGAAGAUAUGCUCUUAUGUAAGUGUAGUUAUAUUUAAAGUUGUUACUGAUCUGAUCUGGUUUAUUUUAAUUAAAAUAAGUAAUAUUAAGUUGAAUGAAACGGAUUCUAAGGG